AUGGGGGUCCGAGGAGUGGCCAAGAUCCGGAUCAAAUCCAGGACACCCUGGGCAGCUUUGAGCGUCGGGAACGAUCAAAGCGGAUGCCGCCCGUGCGUAGUCUACCGGGCGGGGAAUCAGAUGAUCCUCGGGUCCGAGCUGCUGUACGGGGAGAUGUCCGAAGUCCGAAUCGAUCCGAGGACGGAAGAAGCUGACCAGGUGGCGGGCCGUCAUUCGGCAACCCGGGCGAAAGACGGCGCGACCAACGGCGAAGCGGCCAUCGAAACGGCCACCAACAAGGGCCGAGGAGCCACUGACGGCGAAACGGCCACCAACAAGGGCGAGGAGCCACCGACGGCGAAACGGCCACCAACAAGGGCCAAGGAGCCACCGACGGCGAAACGGCCACCAACAAGGGCCGAGGAGCGAGAGGCCAAGGAAAAGCGGCGGCAGGUCUGGGAGGACGCGCAGGCGCUGGCCAGAAAAUUUAAGGCUGCGCAGAAGGCGGAGCAGGCGGCCGAGGAGGCCAAGGAAAGGGCCCGGCAGGAGGCUGAGGAGCAGCACCGGACGUGGGUGCUGAAGCGAUUCGUGGCCGAAAUGCGGGAGAAGGAGCGGCAGAGGGCCGAGGAGAGGUGCCGAGAGGAAGAGGCGAGGCUGAUCCCCGAGGAGGAGGACGGAGGUGCGCCGAAGCCGGAGCCUGUACAAAUAUCGGCAGAGGAGGAGUGGCGAGAUCGGCUAGGCCGGACGGAAGAAGAGGAGGAGGGCCUGUGGCAGCCUUCCCCUCCGACGCCGGAGCCCGAGAACCGAGGCCAGUCCACACCGGAAGAGGAGGAGUGGCAGGAGCGUCUACGCCGGGCGGAAGAGGAGGAGGAAGGCCUGUGGCAGCCUUCGCCUACGACACCGGAGCCCGAAAACCGAGGCCAGGCCACGCCGGCCGAGGAGGAGCUGUGGCAGCGACGGCCGCGGCCCGAGGAAAAGGCUAGGUUCCCAGAAGGAGGACAGGGGCCCCAAGCCUCGUCACAGCAACAGCGCCGGGAGCGGACGCCUCGUGGCAGCAGCAGCAACACCAGUGGCAGGGACCGCAAGGCGCGGUGA
This is a messenger RNA of Drosophila obscura, 1074 nucleotides long. RefSeq names its product vicilin-like seed storage protein At2g18540. The record is from RefSeq and is a predicted model, not a curated record. The coding region runs from base 1 to 1074 and encodes 357 amino acids. Lineage: Eukaryota; Metazoa; Arthropoda; Insecta; Diptera; Drosophilidae. The transcript is spliced from 3 exons.